AUGAGCGGCGGCGCGCCUUCAGGGGGCGGCCCUGGGGGCUCGGGCCGGGCGCGGACCAGCUCGUUCGCGGAGCCAGGCGGCGGAGGCGGCGGCGGCGGCGGCGGCCCCGGGGGCUCGGCCUCCGGCCCGGGCGGCAGCGGCGGUGGGAAGGCGUCAGUCGGAGCCAUGGGUGGGGGCGUGGGGGCCUCGAGCUCCGGGGGCGGCCCCACCGGCAGCGGCGGAGGAGGCAGCGGCGGCCCGGGUGCGGGCACUAGCUUCCCGCCGCCGGGAGUGAAGCUGGGCCGUGACAGCGGGAAGGUGACCACAGUGGUAGCCACUCUAGGCCAAGGCCCGGAGCGCUCCCAGGAGGUGGCUUACACAGACAUCAAAGUGAUUGGCAAUGGCUCAUUUGGGGUCGUGUACCAGGCACGGCUGGCUGAGACCAGGGAACUGGUGGCCAUCAAGAAGGUUCUCCAGGACAAAAGGUUCAAGAACCGAGAGCUGCAGAUUAUGCGUAAGCUGGACCACUGCAAUAUUGUAAGGCUGAGAUACUUCUUCUACUCCAGUGGGGAGAAGAAAGAUGAGCUUUAUCUAAAUCUGGUGCUGGAAUACGUGCCCGAGACAGUGUACCGGGUGGCCCGCCAUUUCACCAAGGCCAAGUUGACCAUCCCUAUCAUCUAUGUCAAGGUGUACAUGUACCAGCUCUUCCGGAGCUUGGCCUACAUCCACUCCCAGGGGGUGUGUCACCGUGACAUCAAGCCCCAGAACCUGCUGGUGGACCCUGACACAGCUGUCCUCAAGCUCUGCGAUUUUGGCAGUGCAAAGCAGUUGGUCCGGGGGGAGCCCAACGUCUCCUACAUCUGUUCUCGCUACUACAGGGCCCCGGAGCUGAUCUUCGGAGCCACUGAUUACACCUCGUCCAUUGAUGUGUGGUCAGCUGGCUGCGUCCUGGCCGAGCUCCUCCUGGGCCAGCCCAUCUUCCCUGGGGACAGCGGGGUAGAUCAGCUGGUGGAGAUCAUCAAGGUGCUGGGUACACCAACCCGGGAACAGAUCCGAGAGAUGAACCCUAACUACACGGAGUUCAAGUUUCCCCAGAUUAAAGCUCACCCCUGGACAAAGGUGUUCAAAUCUCGAACGCCGCCAGAGGCCAUUGCACUCUGCUCUAGCCUGCUGGAGUACACACCGUCCUCGAGGCUCUCCCCUCUGGAAGCCUGCGCCCACAGCUUCUUUGAUGAACUGCGAUGUCACGGAACCCAGCUCCCCAACAACCGCCCGCUUCCCCCCCUCUUCAACUUCAGUCCUGGAGAACUCUCCAUCCAGCCAUCUCUCAACGCCAUUCUCAUCCCUCCUCACUUGAGGUCCCCAGCGGGCACUGCCUCCCUCACUCCAUCCUCACAAGCUUUAAGUGAGGCUCAGACCGGCCCAGACUGGCAGACGACCGAUGCCACGGCUCCCCUUACUAACUCUUCCUGAGGGCCCCUCCCAUCACCCUUCCAUCUGGGAGCCCCUGGUGGGGCUGGGAAGGGGGACCAUAGCCCAUCAAGUUCCUGACCUGGCUGGGCCCCUAGACUAGAGGGCAGAGGUAAAUGAGUCCCUGUCCCUACCUCCAGUCCCUCCCUCACCAGCCUCACCCAGUGGUGGGCUUUUUAAGAGGAUUUUAACUGGUUGUGGGGAGGGAAGAGUAGGAAGGACGGGGGGUUGGAGGCAUGAGGACCUCCUACCCCCUUGGCCCCCUCCCUUCCUCCCAGGCCUACACUCCUCCAACCCCUCCUCCCCUCCUGUGUCCCUUGUAAAUAGAACCAGACCGGCCCGUCUAUUCCUCUUCCCUUCCCUUCCCCCCCCCCCCCCCCCCCCCCGGGUGUAAAUAGAUUGUUAUAAUUUUUUUCUUAAAGAAAACGUCGAUUCACACCGUCCAACCUGGCCCAUCCCCCUUCUACAGCUGUGUUCCCCCUCCUGUCCUCUGCCCCUGAGGUCUCCUCCCUCCUCUCCCCACCCUGGAGGGCUGAGGGCGUGGGGGUGGGGGAGCUCCUGAUGUCUUGGUUUCCACAGUAAGGUUUGCCUGUGUACAGACCUCCGUUCAAUAAAUUAUUGGCAUGAAAACCUG
This is a messenger RNA of Canis lupus familiaris (dog), 2083 nucleotides long. It is a transcript of the gene GSK3A, whose product is annotated as glycogen synthase kinase 3 alpha. Gene Ontology annotation, molecular function: ATP binding; protein serine/threonine kinase activity. The record is from RefSeq and is a predicted model, not a curated record. Gene Ontology annotation, cellular component: nucleus; cytoplasm; cytosol. Bases 1 to 1452 code for a protein of 483 amino acids. The transcript is spliced from 11 exons. Gene Ontology annotation, biological process: protein phosphorylation; negative regulation of canonical Wnt signaling pathway; negative regulation of TOR signaling. Lineage: Eukaryota; Metazoa; Chordata; Mammalia; Carnivora; Canidae.